AUGGCGUCCCUCGAGGAGCUUCUUGAAAGCCUUCACUAUGUCUAUCCGGCUCUCGCUUUCACCUACUUCGUCAUUGCAUCCGCCGUUGCCGUUUGCACUCUCCAGACUCUCAAGGCCUCCAGCAACCCUGGGAAAGAAAACAUCCCGCGAUUGUGGAUCGUCAACCUCUUCGUCGCCUUCGUCCUGACCUAUGUCGCCCAGCUCUCCCUUAUCUUCAUUCAGUCCAUCAUCCGUCAAGAAUGGACCGGUCAAGAACACGAAGUUAUUGGACUCCUGUCUUGCGUUCUCGUCUUUGGAACCCAACUAGCUUUCCUGUCUGAUACUAAACAUCCAGUUUGGACUCCCUAUUGGGGCUCAUGGAUCCUCUCAAUCGUCCUCGAGCCCGUCAUUGCAGUGCCAGAUCUCAUCCUUCGCCACUCCAUCACCUUUGAGUACUGCCGCAUUGGCCAUCUUGCGUUUGCUGGCUUACGAUACUACCUUCUUCUCACCAUCUCCUCCAUCUACGUUGUUCAGCGCAUCCGAUCCACUCAGGAAGGGGCUUCAGACGAAGAAAGGCAAUCUCUUCUUGCUCAAGAUGACCCGAAGUCACGCCUCAACAGCUCUGGAAGCGGCAGUCAGAGCUCAAGCUCGGGCUACGGGUCGACCAACCAGCCCGAGUCUUAUUGGGAAGAGCGUCAGCGGAAGGCGCAGGAGGAGAUGGAGAAGCGCCUCCAGGAAGAGGGCAAUUGGCUCACAUAUAUCAAAGGCUUCACGAUUCUGUUCCCUUACUUCUGGCCUGUUGGCCAGAGGACACUACAGCUGCGUCUUAUCCUUGUUGGUCUUUGCCUCCUUGCCGGCAAUGCAUUAAAUCUGCUCAUCCCACGCCAAUUUGGUAUCAUUGUCGACGAACUCAAGGACAAAGAUUUCAGCAGCGCCUGGAUUGGCGUCGCCAUCUACGGCCUCCUGAGAAUUGCUGCUUCCGACGCAGGCAUCGAAUUUCUGCGAGAGUGGUUGUACCUUCCACUUGAGGUUUACGCAGAUGGGGCCUUGAGCACAGCUGCUUACCGACACAUCCUCAACCUUUCAGCCGAUUUCCAUGACUCAAAAAGCACAUCUGACAUCAGUUUGGCAAUGUACGGAGGUUCUAGCAUCUCCGACCUUCUGGAGUCCAUUUGUUUCCAGGCUCUCCCCAUGCUGAUUGACUUGGUUGUCGCCGUCGUCUAUCUUUCUGUCACUCUUGGCCCAUAUGAAGGGUUCAUUACUAUCACCACGAGCACCCUUUUUCUGUUCAUUGCCACCAAGAUGAUUUCUGUUAUGAAAGAGCGCCGAAGAGCUCAUGUGAAUGCUCAGUACGCUGAGCACUACGUACGCCAGACGGGCAUUUCAGGAUGGCACACCGUCGCUUCUUUCAACCAAACCACCUACGAAGAUGUACGCUACUCGAAUGCAAUCCACACUCGCAUCAACUGGACUAAGCGCGUACGCCUGGGUUGGUUCACUGCGCAAGCCUUCCAGUCUCUCGUCUUGCUGUGCGGCCUCCUAGCUGGCGCCGUUCUGGCUGUAUACAGAAUUAAGAACUCAAAGGCCACUCCUGGUGACCUGACCAUGUUGUUGAUGUACUGGGCUCAGCUUACAUCGCCUCUUCGUUUCAUGGCAAGCCUUGGAAAGAAAAUUGGAAGCGAUCUUAUUGAUGCUGAGAGACUGCUAGACAUCAUGAAGAAGCAACCCACCAUUGUUAACAAGAAGGGAGCCCGCCCGCUAAAAUUAAUUGAUGGCAACGUCGAUUUCAAUGAUGUCAGCUUCAGCUACGACAAGAAAAAGAAAAUCAUCAACGGAAUUAGCCUUUCUGUUCCCGGGGGCCAGACUGUUGCCUUUGUCGGUGCUACUGGCGCUGGCAAAUCCACCAUGCUGAAGUUGCUCAACCGAUUUUACGACUCCACUGAAGGAGCCAUUCUGAUUGAUGGACAGGAUGUCCGUGACGUUGACCUUCACAGCUUACGAGACCGAAUUGGUUUGGUUCCCCAAAACCCCGUCCUAUUUGAUGACACGAUUAUAAACAACAUCCGCUACGCAAGGAUCACGGCCUCGGACGACGAAGUGUUCGAAGCCUGCAAAGCAGCCUGUAUCCAUGAUAAGAUCAUGACUUUUACCGACGGUUACAGCACGCGAGUCGGUGAGCGUGGAAUCAAACUCUCCGGUGGCGAGCUCCAGCGCGUUGCCAUCGCCCGUGCUAUACUCAAACAGCCUGAAAUUGUCCUUCUUGACGAGGCUACGAGUUCUGUAGACACCGACACAGAGCAGAAGAUCCAGCAAUCAUUUAUGCAGCUUUGUAAAGGACGAACAACGUUCAUUGUUGCCCACCGGUUGUCGACCAUUAUGAACGCUGAUCGUAUUGUGGUAAUUGAAGACGGCGAGGUCGUCGAACAGGGUAAUCACGCCGACCUUGUCGUUGCAAAUGGCAGAUAUGCCGACCUGUGGUCAAAACAGACCUUCCUGAAGCCCAAGGAUGACGAGUCAGUUGACGGAAAGAAGCCCAGCAAUAGCAACGGCGAUGCCUCCGAGCCGGGUGCUGUCUCCACAACCAAGGCCGAUUCCGUUUCCCAAAAGAAUCAGGGCUCUCAGCCUACGCCAACUCAAAACGAUAAGGGCAAUCAGGCUCAGACCCCAGGUCACAAGAAAGAGGUAGAGUCAGCCGAAGAUUCGUCUUUGGCAGAUUCUAACCAAUGA
Colletotrichum truncatum is the source of this 2706-nucleotide messenger RNA. Its product is annotated as heavy metal tolerance protein. Gene Ontology annotation, biological process: transmembrane transport. Gene Ontology annotation, molecular function: ATP binding; ATP hydrolysis activity; ABC-type transporter activity. The record is from RefSeq and is a predicted model, not a curated record. Gene Ontology annotation, cellular component: membrane. Lineage: Eukaryota; Fungi; Ascomycota; Sordariomycetes; Glomerellales; Glomerellaceae.